AUGGCAGCAAUGGAUACUGCUACCAGUACGGGAGCUCAGAAUAAUGCCGACCUACGUUUCCGGAAUGUCGCAGGAGCUGGAAACCCCCAGACCCGUGUUCUAAACGUGCCGGAGAUAGACGCGAAGAAGAGCAAGGCUGGCCAGUCGCCAUCAUUCUUGCAUGUCCUGGCCCGCUGGGAACCGAUCAUUGCCCCGAUUGUCCUAACGGCUCUUGCGCUCUUCACCCGACUCUACCGCAUCGGUCGCUCCAACAUUGUCACCUGGGAUGAAGCUCAUUUCGGAAAAUUCGGCUCCCAUUACUUAAAGCGCGAAUUCUACUUCGAUGUCCACCCACCCCUCGGAAAGAUGCUAGUUGGCCUUUCAGGCUACCUGGCUGGAUAUAACGGAUCCUUCGAAUUCAAAUCCGGCGAGAAAUACCCCGAAGAUGUCAACUUUACUUUUAUGCGAGCCUUCAAUGCUGCAUUCGGCAUCGUCUGUGUUCCCUUGGCCUACUAUACCGCUCGCGAGUUGAAUUUCCGUCGCGCCACCGUUUGGCUGAUCGCCCUCAUGGUCCUGUUCGAGAACUCAUAUGCGACCAUCUCCCGCUUCAUCCUCCUGGACUCGAUGCUGCUCUGCUUUACUUUUACAACCACGAUGUGCUGGGCGAAAUUCCAUCGCCUGCAACGCUCGAGUUUCUCUCUUGAGUGGUAUGCGUGGCUAUGCCUGACGGGCCUGAGUAUCGGCUGCGUUUGUAGCGUGAAGUGGGUUGGCUUCUUUUGCACUGCGAUUGUUGGUCUCUACACGAUCGAGGAUUUGUGGAAUAAAUUUGGUGAUUUGAAGAUCCCCCAAACUGUGCUCGCAAAGCAUCUUGUUGCUCGGGUGGGAGGCUUAAUCGUCAUUCCACUCCUUGUCUACAUGUUCUCUUUCUACCUCCACUUCCUCGUUCUCUCCAACAGCGGCCCCGGCGAUGCUCAAAUGAGUUCCUUGUUCCAGGCAAAUCUCCGCGGCACCGAAGUUGGCCGAGAUAGUCCUCUGGAAAUCGCACACGGUUCUCGAGUUACCCUCAAGAACAUGGGAUACGGUGGUGGUCUUCUGCAUUCACACGUCCAGACCUACCCGGAGGGCUCCAACCAACAACAGGUCACCUGCUAUCACCAUAAAGAUUCCAACAACGACUGGUUUAUCUACCCGAACCGGAACGAAGCGGAGUACGACGCUACCGCUGAUCUGAAGUUCAUUGGCGAUGGAGACCUGAUCCGCCUCAUCCAUGGACAGACUGGCCGGAAUCUGCACUCCCACGCAAUCCCCGCGCCUGUUUCGAAGUCUCACCACGAAGUUUCUUGCUAUGGAAACACCACCAUUGGAGAUGACAAGGACCACUGGCAGGUUGAAGUGGUGGAUGAUGUCGCGUCUAGGGACCGCUCUAAGAUCCGCACACUCACUACUGCUUUCCGCCUUCGUCAUCCUGCGCUGGGCUGUUAUCUACGCGCUGGCAAUGUGAACCUGCCUCAAUGGGGCUUCAAGCAAAUCGAAACAACUUGCGUCAAAGAGAACAAGCCUGGUGAUGUCUACACCCACUGGAAUGUGGAGUCACACACCAACGAGCGUUUACCCCCCGGUGACCCCGGUUCUUACAAGUCACCUUUCCUCAAGGACUUCAUUCACCUAAACGUCGCAAUGAUGACAUCGAACAACGCCCUAGUCCCCGACCCCGACAAGCAAGACGAUCUCGCCUCCAAAUUCUGGCAAUGGCCAAUUCUGAACGUCGGCCUCCGAAUGUGCUCCUGGGACGACAGUGUUGUGAAAUACUAUCUUCUCGGUAACCCCCCUCGUCUACUGGGGAAGUUCCGCCGAGGUUACCAGGAUCUGAGCCAAGCCGACAUCGACCUCAUCCACUACUCCGGUUUAUACCCUGCCAUUGGCUGGGUGCUACACUACCUGCCAUUUAUCAUCAUGGCCCGAGUGACCUACGUUCACCACUAUUAUCCGGCACUCUACUAUGCGAUUAUCUGCUUCGGAUUCUGCGUUGAUUGGGUUACCCGACGGAUGAAUGUCAAGAUCGCCGCUAUCGUGUAUACUGUUCUCUAUGUCGCCAUUGUUGGUCUCUUUGUCCACUUCCGCGCGAUUGUUUUCGGAAUGGAGGGCUCUAACUCACAGUGGGCCCACUUGCGUUGGCUCCCAGGCUGGAAAAUUUCGAACUGA
Messenger RNA from Penicillium waksmanii, 2181 nucleotides. RefSeq lists its product as uncharacterized. The record is from RefSeq and is a predicted model, not a curated record. Bases 1 to 2181 code for a protein of 726 amino acids. Gene Ontology annotation, molecular function: dolichyl-phosphate-mannose-protein mannosyltransferase activity. Lineage: Eukaryota; Fungi; Ascomycota; Eurotiomycetes; Eurotiales; Aspergillaceae. Gene Ontology annotation, cellular component: endoplasmic reticulum; membrane. Gene Ontology annotation, biological process: protein O-linked glycosylation via mannose. The transcript has 5 exons.